Molecule: messenger RNA, 1798 nt
Organism: Morone saxatilis (striped sea-bass)
Lineage: Eukaryota; Metazoa; Chordata; Actinopteri; Moronidae
Gene: cx30.9
Product: connexin 30.9
Exons: 3
Coding region: 195-1013 (272 amino acids)
Biological process (GO): cell communication
Cellular component (GO): connexin complex
Source: RefSeq, a predicted model, not a curated record
GCCAACCCCCUCAAAAUGUCCAGGUGAGACCAAGUCAGACAGCAUCGAACACAAGGCCAGCUGGGACGCACUUGGCAGUCAGGAAGCACCUCUUUUACAGUGUGUGCCUAAGGUGAAGAAGAAGCUUGUCCCACCUUGUCUCCUGAGGAGCUGUUUAUUCUCCUUCAGCCUCCUUCACCUCUAAGGCAGCAGUCAUGAACUGGUCUGCAUUGCAGUCACUCCUCAGCGGGGUCAACAAGUACUCCACCGUGUUCGGCCGCAUCUGGCUCUCUAUGGUGUUCAUCUUCCGGGUAAUGGUGUUUGUGGUGGCCGCCCAGCGAGUGUGGGGUGAUGAUAGCAAGGACUUUGUGUGCAACACAGUCCAGCCGGGCUGCGAAAACGUGUGCUAUGACCACAUCUUCCCCAUCUCCCACAUCCGUCUAUGGGCCCUGCAGCUCAUCUUCGUCACUUGUCCGUCACUGAUGGUGGUGGGGCACGUCAAGUAUCGGGAGAAGAAGGACAUGCAGUACACUGCCUUGCACAAGGGUUCCCAUAUGUAUGCCAACCCUGGGAAGAAACGUGGAGGGCUGUGGUGGACCUACUUGGUGAGUCUGAUUUUCAAGGCAAGCUUUGACGCCGGCUUCCUCUACAUCCUGUACUACAUCUACGACGGUUACGACAUGCGCCGCCUGUCCAAGUGCUCCCUGGAGCCGUGCCCCAACACGGUGGACUGCUACAUAUCGCGUCCCACUGAGAAGAAGAUCUUCACCAUCUUCAUGGUGGUCUCCUCUGCUGUCUGCAUCUUCAUGUGUAUCUGUGAGAUGAUUUACCUCAUCUGCAAACGCAUUCAGAAAUUGAUUAGGAAAAAGACAGAUGCGGAUAGGAGGAUGUUCGCAGAGAAACACGAGAUGACACCGCUGGCAGCACCCAGGUCAGAGUUCAGAUCCAAAACAUCAGUCAGAGUGGAUCCCACAGCCUCUAUCCACAACCUCAGUAAUGCCAAGGCUGAGGAGGGGCUAUCUAAGAAAAAAUAACAUACAAUAUGGCAGCGGUCAUGCAGAAAGCAGAGUACUCAAGGGACCACUUGAGCAAAUGCAUUCAUCAGACUCUGUGGAGAACUGCUGCACGACACAAAAGAUCAUCAUCCAUUAAUUUAGAGAUUUCUGAGACAGUGUUUGGUAAAUAUUAUCAUGUUAAAUGACUUUUUACAGGAAUGCACACCAUAUGCAUGCAAAUUAACCCCUCAAAAAGGAUGAGUUAAAUAGGAAGUUAAAGGGUUUAGAGUAUAUUUUGGUACUGGUUCGUGUAGUGAGUAUGGAUGUGUGCAUGUUUGUGGUUUUGUGUAUGCAUUAUUGGCCAGUCAUAUGUAUAUAAGCUGUUAUGUCAGGUACUUUGUAAAUGAAACUAUAAAUAUAAAAUGCUGAAAUUCACCAAGUAAUGUAAAUGUGGUAUAGAGAGUGAACCAUUUCCCUGAAUAUACACACUGCCCCCUUAUAAAUAAAACAAGACUUCCUUUAGGGGAAACACAGUAAUCGUCAGAAAGUACUUGAGGGUUUUUUGUUUCCAGAUAUUCAAUAUGAAGAAAAUGCUCUUUAUUGUUUAAAAGUGACUUUGACUCCGGUUAACAUUUUGUGUCACACAAUUAAAUCAGAAUUGCUAUAGGUAUAAUACAUGUAUUAAUAAAUGCAAUGAAAAAUUAUACAAAUCUACUUGUAUGCCCACAAAUAUGGUUAUUCUAAUGAAGUAAGAUUCUAGAUAAUAUAUUUUGUUUUACAUUUUGUAUUUAUUGUUGUGAUCCAUAAAGUUAUUUCUAUGUUAA